AAUUCGUGUUCACGAUAUACUGAUUCACGACAUAGGGAGCUAGGAAACUGAUUGAGACACACCCAUUGACUGUUGUUCUUAAAAUGGCGCCGCUGGACCUGGAUAAGUAUGUUGAAAUUGCAAGACAGUGCAAGUAUCUUCCUGAGAACGACUUAAAGAGAUUGUGUGACUAUGUAUGUGAUCUUCUGCUUGAGGAAUCAAAUGUACAGCCAGUUUCCACUCCAGUCACCGUAUGUGGGGACAUCCAUGGACAGUUUUAUGACUUGUGCGAACUCUUCAGAACUGGAGGACAAGUACCAGACACAAACUACAUUUUCAUGGGUGACUUUGUUGACAGAGGAUACUACAGCUUAGAAACUUUUACAUAUUUGCUAGCACUUAAAGCAAAGUGGCCUGACCGCAUCACACUUUUGCGUGGUAAUCACGAGAGCAGGCAGAUCACACAGGUUUAUGGAUUUUAUGAUGAGUGCCAAACUAAGUAUGGAAAUGCCAAUGCCUGGCGAUAUUGCACUAAAGUAUUUGACAUGCUAACUGUUGCUGCCUUGAUAGAUGAGCAAAUACUAUGUGUACAUGGUGGUCUUUCACCUGACAUCAAAACUCUAGACCAGAUCCGCACUAUUGAACGCAAUCAGGAAAUCCCUCACAAAGGAGCAUUUUGUGAUCUUGUCUGGUCUGAUCCAGAGGAUGUGGACACCUGGGCUAUAAGCCCAAGGGGUGCUGGCUGGCUGUUUGGUGCUAAGGUUACCAAUGAGUUUGUUCACAUCAACAACUUGAAGCUGAUUUGCCGUGCACAUCAGUUGGUUCACGAGGGUUACAAAUUCAUGUUUGAUGAGAAGCUGGUGACCGUCUGGUCGGCCCCAAACUACUGCUACCGCUGCGGGAACAUUGCCUCAAUCAUGGUCUUCAAAGACGUGAACACACGGGAGCCCAAGUUGUUCCGGGCUGUUCCUGACUCUGAAAGGGUCAUACCACCAAGAACAACAACACCCUACUUCCUCUGAGGUCUUCAUCACCCCUUGAGUCCAACCCUCUCCUUUUCAUUGUUCUAUCAAGCUCUCUUUUAUUGUCUUUAAUUUCUCUGUAUUGUGUUUUUUUUUUUUUUUAUUAACACUUUUUUGUAAAUAUUUAAGUAAUCUCCACAAUAACAACAGUAUUUGAUGGUCCGGAUUAUAAAUCCUGUUGACUUUUCAUUAUUUGGUCAUAUGAUCUUGUCAGUGUGAGAAUGUGACCGUAAUCAAGAGGUGGAAAUCCUCAUGCUGUUGUCAAAGCCACUGUUCUUAUGUAGCUUUAAAUGUACACAUACAGCCCCCCCAAAAAACAGUUGACCAUUUAAUGAAAAACACUUUAUGGUGUAUCAACUCGGAUCGGAACAUGUGUUUGUAUCUUUUAGAGGACCGAGUGUUCCUUGUUCCUGAAAGAGGCUGACACAAAUAUGUGCUGGGCAUUCUGCACCUAAUUUCACAAAAACAGGGACUGUGUUCUUAUUCCUGGCUUUCAAAUGUAGAAAUGGAUUGAAGGGCAAUGUUCAGACAACAUUAUAAAGGAGGCUGGGAUUGUUUUGUACAUUAAUAUAAUUGAUUUGAUCAUCUUUUAUCAGAUUUGUUGUAUUUUAUUAUAGUAGAAAACGGCAACCCUUAAAUAUUGAAAAUAAAGUUUAU
This is a messenger RNA of Xyrauchen texanus (razorback sucker), 1658 nucleotides long. Its product is annotated as serine/threonine-protein phosphatase 6 catalytic subunit. The record is from RefSeq and is a predicted model, not a curated record. The transcript is spliced from 7 exons. NCBI's taxonomy places the organism in Eukaryota, Metazoa, Chordata, Actinopteri, Cypriniformes, Catostomidae. Gene Ontology annotation, molecular function: protein serine/threonine phosphatase activity. Gene Ontology annotation, cellular component: cytoplasm. Gene Ontology annotation, biological process: peptidyl-serine dephosphorylation; G1/S transition of mitotic cell cycle. Bases 84 to 1001 code for a protein of 305 amino acids.